UAUAGGGGUUGCUCGAGAAUUGAAUACGGCUUCCGUCAUCGCAUCCAUGCAGUAUUGCGGCGACUUUUACCCCGCGUAUUACGAGAGGAAACGCAUAGCAAUGCAAAACAAUUUUCAACUGGAGCAAUGUUAGAUAGAACUUUUCGGGGCAGCGUGGAAUUGUGUGUACGAGAUGAUAAUAUUCUUUAAAGGGUAAAAUCCUUAAGCGACAUUGUCCGAAGGCUAGUCCGUUGCAAACAAUUCAACACAAAUCAUUCUAUUUGUGAAAUAGAACUUUUCCGAAGUCUAUUCAAUGUCGUGUUAAAGACUGAGUGUAAAAUCCUGACGUCGACAAUCCUGACCAACAAUCAUAAAAAUUGGAGCAGCAAGAGUGUAGGAGGGUACGCGUGUUCUGUGCCAAUUGUUAAACAUUGAAUUGGCGUCUGUCACGCGAUUUAAUAAACGCCAUCGGAAUUAAUAGUUGGCAGAGUGGAGGAGAUUCUCGUGAAGAAUGCCCUUCGUGUUGAACGACCUUUGUGGCUUGCAUGACGUCAUCCAGGAUUAUGACCAUUGAAUGCUGAUCAUUACGGCUAAUUUUCUGGAAUAAGAGAAUUAUUGAAAUAAAAAAGCGAUAAAAUAACGUGAGUCAGACGAUGGCGAGUAAUAAAAUCAAGAUUUCAUUGUUGCUGUGCGUCGCUCUAUUAACUCUGGGCACGGACGAGCAAAUCUCGUGUUCUAAAAACAGCACGUUAUUGGAGACCACGGGCGACAUUAUUUUAACCGUCUUCGUGGACGCCAAUUAUGGGCCGUAUUGCAAUGUAACGUCAUCUAAGGGUCUCCAACAAAUUUCGACGGCCUUACAUGUAGUGCGAACCUUGAACAAAUAUGAUUACGUACCAGAUGUGACAUUGGGAUUGAGAAUUCUGGACACGUGUCACGACGAAACUACGGUGUUCAGACAAUCUCUGCGAAAAGCAGCGGUCGCGCAAGAUUGCGCCCCGGAUUACGAAACGGGUGUAUUGAUGCCGUCUCGGUACGGCCCUACGACGAAUUCCCUUCGCGAUUACGGCGGGCUGCCGCUUCUCACCUACGAGGAACAGAAUGUCACGGAGCCCACGAUCGUCGUCUUAGCGCAUUACCUGAGCAUGUCGUACGAGGUCGUCGAUCUGGUGCUCACCAAAGCAGAUUCCGUUCUCGGUCGGUUUCUAAAGAUCACCAGAGACCUCGGUGUGUGCGUAAAGAGACGUGACAAGCGCAUUAACGACGACGACAAGGUGAACGUCAAGGAAGCGGUGAUAGUCGCGAUCGGCGAAGAAAGUGAUAUACGGGGGUGGCUGCGGCAGAGCGAGGAGCUGAGAGGCCCUGGGAAGACGUGGCUGCUGCUGACGCUCGAUAAUUCGGACGUUGAUGACGUCAUGCCGUCUGGAUCGUUCAUUAUUAAACCGGAAACCUUUGAUUUCGAUCCCGGUGACUUUUCAAACGUGGACGAAUUUCUGGAAAACUCCAAAGAUUUCGCAAAUCACUCUCCGUAUCUCCUCAAUAUCGGCAAGGCCAUCGUUGGACUGGCGGAAGUUCUCCAAGACGUUCGGAAGAGGAACUGUUCCACUGACCACGACGACGACGAGAGCUGCACCGCGUCGCAGUCUCGUCCGAAAUGGCAACGGGAAAUUCGUGAUUCCAAUGUCUAUGAGGCACUGCGCAUGCAACCGAGAUCUUCGUACUCGGUGAGGUACGUGGUUGCCAAGAAAACGCGAUACGACCUCAUGGACGUCGCUCGCUACGGGAUCGAAGUGUCCACGUCGCGCGUUCUGCCGGAGAGGAUAGUGUCCGAGAUGCCAGGACUCUGUUUAGGAAGUCAUGUCGAGAACUGUGAGAACUGCAUGAACUUUCAGGAACGCUCCGGCACACGUGUCGUUAAGAAAGCGGACAUCGUCGGUAAGAGCGUCCUGAAGAACAGCGAAUACGUUCUCGUUUUUCUGAUCGCUAUCGUCUGCGGCACGUUCAUAUGCUGCCUUAUUGUGGCCUUCAUCGUUCGUCGUUUCAUGACUGAAGAAAUGCUCGAUGGCAAUCCAACCCUGACGAUCAUCCUCAGUCUGGCCGACGUAUUUACCCUGCUGGCGGCGCUUCCAUUCUGCAUGGCGGACGAUUAUCUUGGUGCGGAGACCUUGAACUCCCGGAAGAUUCUUUUGAUCACUCUUGCAUUCGCCUUUACAUUCUCGAUCAUGCUCUCGAGGGCAUUGUUCCUAGCUCUGUCUACAGGCGGAGUGUUUGUCACUCACGUAAACGGAUACCUGCAGAGUCUGAUGGCGUUCUUCAUGUUCAGCGUGCAAAUCGCCAUGUCGAUUAUGUAUUUUUAUUUGAACACAAUGAAUUCGUCUGUUAUCGUCAGAGGUCUUGUCUUCAUUGCAUUAUUAGGCUACGAUAUUUUUCUACUGGUCGUACUUUUUGUCGCUUGCUGCUUCAUCAUCCGGAUACAACGUAAUUACAACGAAGGAAAAUGCUUCUUCGGCACUGUUAUUGGUUUAUUGCUAAUAUGGGCAAUAUGGUUGAUUUGCUUCAUGGUGAUGCAACCAGAAAAUCGUGACACAGUUGUCGCUUUCGGGACAAUUGGCACAGCUUACUUAAUUAUUCUCGGUAUCUUAACACCAAGAGUUUAUUACAUGGUCACACACUUGCCUAGAAGAAAAACUAUCGAACAAAAAUUUGAUUGCGUCGAUUUACCGGUCGAUUCGAUCGGCAAUACGAUUAUCAAACAGUCGUGUUCUUCUUAUGAUUACGUUCACCCUGCUCGAGUAAAUCAAGGUCUUCAAGCAUCGCCGACAUGUUCGAAUUACUACGGCAGUCCAAACCCGAGCUCGAAGUGUCGCGAUCGAUUCAAAAGUCCGAAUUACCGCGAAAUGCCAGAGAGAGGACACAGUAAUUACGCAUUUAAAGCGGAAAUGAAGGAAAUCGACACUGCUCACGUCGUAAAUGCAUCGCAAACAUAUGUCAAACACGUUCCAAGAAAUCUUGAAAUAGCAUCAAACAACGUCAUUUACGCGCAACCGAAGGUCUAUAGAUCAGAAAGGGUGGUUCUGACGGAUAAGAGAAAUACAGGAAUCAGGCAUAAUAGAGAUCAUCUUUCACCUACUGGUAGACCACGUGAUAAAAUAUAUCCCAUGAGAUACUCUAGUCCAGCAAAUGUGUCACGGGAGCAGAGAAUCGAAGAGGAGGUCGAGGAAAAGGAGAGCGAAUACGAGGCAGAUGAAGAGGAUCAGGAGAACGAGGGCAUCAGCCGUGUUACUCGAUUUUGAGAAAUUUAAUUUAAUUAAUUAUUUGCUUCAAUCUCAUAUCGGCUUGUAAAUUUAGCGUAUACAAUAAAUAAAGCAACUUCUGAUCAGAAAUCUUAAAAAGUUUUAGGAUAUAGUAUAAUUAGGUUUUAGAGAUUUCUUAAUUUUCGACGGAUUCUUUUUGGAGUAGCGACUGACUCAUGAAGUACAUAAUUUACGCGGAAGACGCUAUUCUUGUUAGGGUUUUGGAAACUCUUGUCUUCGCCUAAUGAUCUGAAAUUUAACCAAACAUCAGGUUCCAUUGUAAUUAUUGGCAAACUAGCUGGCUAAUUCGAGGACGGAAGUUCCUCGCUGCAUUAAGCGCGCAUGCGCGUGAGCGAGCGAGGACACAAACGGAAAGCUGCAGCGUGUGCAACGUAGAAUCAAUUUGGCAUGUACCUCAACGCCAAAAUUGCAUUAUGGUCGAUCGUAAUUUCGCAAGCAGGACACAGGUGUAUGUUCCACGGGAAUAUCGAUGACGAAAUGGCGAGAUAGCGACCGCGCAACAAAGCGAUUCGCGAAAAUGAAGUUGCGUUCACCGUGACGUACGAGAGAACAAUUUGCCAAGGUUUUACAUUUUCUUACCGAUAGUGGUAAAUAACAUAUAUAAUAAUCUAAACUUUUAUUAGACAAACUCGUAUAUUGCUAACAAGUCCAAUUGUAAGAUUAUUGAUGUAUUUUAUAAUCGAUUAAAAAGAUAUAGGAUAAUGGUUUCAACAUUAUUAUAAAAAUGAAUGAUAUGUCAUAAAAUUUCGCAUAAAUAAUAAUACUGCCUGAUUAUACCUUAAAUGUUAUUUUUCAAAAUUUUAUAUCUAUGGAACACUAAGCAAAAAUAAGAUUUCAGAUUAAUAAUAUUUCAUCUCUCGAUCAAUCACGAUAUAUCGAUCACGGUAUCGAUCAAUCAUAUUGUUCAAUUCAAAGAAAAUUUACGUGAACUUCCAAAAAUUCUAUCAAAUACGUACAGCCGUCUCGCCGAUCUCGUUGCUGGUGCUCGACAAUUUUACGAUCACAUGUGCCAUGCUUUACUUCCAGAUCAUGAGACCACCAUGAAAAUCGCGAAAAUUAGACCAGCUGGCGGCAACCGAUAAGCCACCAUAAUGGGGAUAAAUCGAAAAGUGCAUCGGUUCGUGAAAGGGUGCGCCAUCCGGACCAAUCUUUGCGCUGUCCCCCAUGAAAAAGCUUCUGCGCAAGGACAAGCUGCAGCAGCUAUAAAAGCCCGCACGAGACUCGUCCGCUUUCCAGUCACGUUUACAGCCGUCUUUCAAGUGAUGAAAAAAAGAAAAGAGAGUUUCUAAGAGGGAAGCUACUUGAAUUACGUGCGUUUAUCAGACCAAAAGAAAGCGAGAGAAUCAAUCGCGAAAUUUAUUCGG
Ooceraea biroi (clonal raider ant) is the source of this 4657-nucleotide messenger RNA. It is a transcript of the gene boss, whose product is annotated as G protein coupled receptor bride of sevenless. The record is from RefSeq and is a predicted model, not a curated record. Gene Ontology annotation, molecular function: G protein-coupled receptor activity. Lineage: Eukaryota; Metazoa; Arthropoda; Insecta; Hymenoptera; Formicidae. Gene Ontology annotation, biological process: G protein-coupled receptor signaling pathway. Gene Ontology annotation, cellular component: membrane.